This is a messenger RNA of Protopterus annectens (West African lungfish), 3264 nucleotides long. It is a transcript of the gene TESK2, whose product is annotated as testis associated actin remodelling kinase 2. Gene Ontology annotation, biological process: actin cytoskeleton organization; protein phosphorylation. NCBI's taxonomy places the organism in Eukaryota, Metazoa, Chordata, Ceratodontiformes, Protopteridae. Gene Ontology annotation, molecular function: protein serine/threonine kinase activity; ATP binding. The record is from RefSeq and is a predicted model, not a curated record. Gene Ontology annotation, cellular component: nucleus; cytoplasm. Bases 414 to 2339 code for a protein of 641 amino acids. The transcript has 11 exons.
AGUUUGUUUUGGUUGCUGUCAAUCAGUAACAGCUGGGAGCUUCAGAUUGGUCGGUUUAACGUGUAAUCUUUGAGGUACACUAGAGGGCAGCACUGAAGUAAACAGGCAACAAGUGGAGUUGCAAAGCGACUCUGAGGAAGUUCUAGUGACCUGGAGAGAGCGCAGAGGUACUUUAUAAGUGCCUGUAAACGGGAACUAUGACAGGAGGUGGGUGCGGCCCACUUAAACUUUUAGUAGGGUACGGAGAGAACCUUAUAUUUGUAAAAACAUGGUGGCGUUUCCUUGUGAAUAUAAGUAAAGUGGCGAUGGUGACACUAUGAUGGCUAAUCCAGGGCUGUAUCAGUAUGAAAAGAAACCAUUCAAGAAUAUUCACUAUGUGACUGGUAAUGUUUCAGUAAAGGAGAAUUUUUAAAAUGGAUCGGAACAAACGGAAUUCAAUUGCAGGAUUUCCUCAGAGGUUGGAUCGGUUUGGAGACUUUGAUGGUGGUGGUGAUGGAAAUGGUUUACAGAUUGGAAAAGUUUACACCUCCUCGUACAAAGCAUUAAUCGGUGCAUUCUCUAGGCUCACACGACUUGAUGAUUUUUUAUGUGAGAAAGUAGGAUCCGGAUUCUUUUCUGAUGUGUACAAGGUACGCCACCGAACAUCAAAUCAGGUGAUGGCUUUGAAGAUGAACACACUAAACAGUAAUCGCGCUAACAUGCUGAGAGAAGUGCAACUUAUGAAUAGACUUUCACACCCCAACAUACUGAGGUUUAUGGGUGUUUGUGUACAUCAGGGGCAGUUGCAUGCACUUACUGAGUACAUGAAUGGUGGAAACUUGGAGCAGUUAUUGGAUGGGGACCAGUAUCUGCCAUGGGCAGUACGAGUUAAGUUGGCAUUGGACAUUGCACAGGGACUAAACUACCUGCACUCCAAAGGCAUCUUCCAUCGUGACCUCACAUCCAAGAACUGUUUAAUAAAACGUGAUGAGAAUGGGCUCACUGCAGUAGUAGGAGACUUUGGGUUGGCUGAGAAAAUUCCAGAUGACAGUUCCGACUGCGAAAAACUGUCUGUAGUUGGGUCCCCAUUUUGGAUGGCACCAGAAGUCCUCCGUGGAGAGAUGUACAAUGAAAAGGCAGAUGUAUUUUCCUUCGGUAUCAUUUUAUGUGAGAUCAUAGCCAGAGUACAAGCUGAUCCAGACUUUCUUCCUCGCACUGAGAAUUUUGGACUAGAUUAUGAUGCAUUCCAGCACAUGGUUGGGGACUGUCCACCAGAUUUGUUACAGCUUUCCUUCAACUGCUGCAUUAUGAACCCAAAGCUGCGUCCUUCAUUCUCAGAGAUAGUUAAAGAGCUGGAGGAAAUCUUAAAUUGUUUGAAAGCUGAAGAAAGUGAGCGACAGCGACUGCAUGGUAGUACUGAGAGCCUUGACCAAAAAACAGUCACUGUCCUGAAAGGUGAAAAAGGCUUUGGAAUUAAACGGUUAAAUCCCAUCGAUAAUCUUGAUGACAAAAUACCUCUCAAAUCACCCCGCCCUCAUAGGAACAUCUGGCUAUCCCGCAGUCAGUCUGAUAUUUUUGGACGGAACUCAAACAGGAAAAUUUAUGUCCGGGAUCCUCAUUACACUUCAAAUGGUGGGCCUGGACGUAAGGUUAACCCAUUCAAUGCCAGAAAGGACCUAAAAGGAGGAAAGAUCAAGUUUUUUGACACACCUAGCAAAUCUGUUUUCUCACAUGUCUUUGAUUUACAGUCACCUGAGUCCACUGACUGCAUACUUCCUUAUCAAACUCCUUUUCGACAAACACUUGGCACAGAGUGGCAGGAUUCCUUGUUUCUUCCUUUGAGACGAUGUAGGUCUCUCCCAGUGUCUCCUGAGCUUCCACGUAAAGAGUGUGGUGCUGUUGGUGCCAUUUACACAGGCACUGGCAGGUAUGACCCUGUACAGCUUAGAAGUGAGAUGCAGCAGAAUGUCUUUUGCAGUAGCAGCUAUGCUGUACCUGAGAUUCCACCAUUUCAACCAAAAUCUUGUAGGAAGACGUCUUUCCCAUCCAUUGUAGAGCCAUUUGAGGUCAUGGACUGUUCAGAGUUCUUAGGAGUGCAAGAAGAAAACAGUUUGUGCACAGAGAGUACAGUAGAUGAGCAGCAAAAUAUGAAGAGUGCAGAGCUAACUCAACCAAAGUACUCAGAUUCACAGACUGAACAUAGGACAGCAGUAGGCAGAGGGGAAAGGGUAUCCGUUGGGAACACUGAAGCAUCGUCACCUUGUGAAGAGAUGGAGACUGAAGAGUUUCUGAUCAGAACAUCUCAUUUAGUAACCCCAGAAUCCAGCAAGUCUACAUUUAAUGCUUACACCACAGAGUAAUGUAUUGCUGUAAUCAUAGGACAGCAACUCAAAGCCAAGAUAAUGAAGGCUGUUAUCUGUCUUGCAGGUAUUUUUGUUGUACUCAGAACCAUGUGAUGUAUAAUAGAAAAAAGCAUGCAUUAAGCUGCAGUUUGUUUUUUCAGACUUGCGAAAAUUCCAUUUGUAUGUAUGUGUGAAAAUUAAUGUUAACAGUUCCCCAGAGGAGUUUUGAUUGUUUAAUUUCAAAAUCUCUCGUGUGUCUAAGAACACAAGUGAUAUUCAUAAAGACAUAAUACAGCAUGAGAAGAUCUCUAUUAAGAGCAUUUUUUAAAACUGCAUCACAGCAAUUCCUUUUCACUGAGAGUGUUUAUGCAUACCACUGUAAGGGGCCUUGCAUCUUUAAAAUUAUUUAGCCUCUACUGACUUUGGGCAGCGUUGAAGAACAGGCUCACUUUUUAAGGAAGUCCGUGGUCCAUGGUGCCUUCAAGUGUACUGUCUGCCAUUAUUCAAGUAGUAGAGCAGAAUGGGUUGCACUUUGGAAUACUGCUAGUAUAACUAAGAGCAUAACAUGGUUGGUGAUUAUCAUGAAUGAACUCCUCUUUACAUAAUCACAGCUGCUGCUGACUUUAGUUAAAAUCAAGACCUGAUGGGUGUAUUGGGCAUCAUUGCUUUACUCAGUAAAAACAUUCAAGCACUGUCUUUCAUAGGGUAUAGGUGAAAGACAAAAUCUAAUUAUGUAUUCUAUAAGUAUUUUUUGCUUCUUGGUGAAUGAAUACCAGUUUGCACUGUGAUGAAAGGCAGUUAUGCGCUUUUAUUAUGUUUGAAACAGGUUGUUUUGCUGAAUCACAGUUGGGUUAAGAGCUCCUUUUUUUUCUUAUAUUAGGUUAAGAUUUUUUUUAAAUUUGUGAUGUUAAAUUUUCACCAUACACCCCAUCAUAGAAGUCUC